Penicillium psychrosexuale is the source of this 459-nucleotide messenger RNA. RefSeq lists its product as uncharacterized. The transcript is spliced from 3 exons. The record is from RefSeq and is a predicted model, not a curated record. The coding region runs from base 1 to 459 and encodes 152 amino acids. NCBI's taxonomy places the organism in Eukaryota, Fungi, Ascomycota, Eurotiomycetes, Eurotiales, Aspergillaceae.
AUGACGGGCCGUGGCGUUCGAUGGAGUAACCCUGGUCGAUAUAGCUUUCAUCAGAGCCUCUAUUUCUAUAGCUCUCCCUCGCUUGGCCCAUCUCCCGCAUUUGGCGCUUUGACAAUGAUAGAUAGUCCCGGAAAGGAAUAUCCACAUUUUAAAGCUGUCAUAUAUACCGAUAUGGAGGCAGAUAACGAAACUUAUUUCCGUUCAGAGGUCUUAAUCAGCCUUCGCCUAAUGUUAGCCCAAUUGAGAAAGGCACGCCUGCUGCACCAUAGGAUAGCACCGGUUUUACUUAUCUCGUUGACAGGGAAGUAUGUACGGGUAUUGGAGUCCUAUUUUGAUGGCAAAUUGCUUCAAAUGCGCUCUACUUGUCUUUACAAAUUCUCCGACCGGGACUCGAUAUCGACAUUAUACAUGAUCCUCGCCGGGUAUAUGCUCGGCCCUCCAAUCGGAGAUACCCUCUAG